AUGUCAGACGAUAUACAAAACGGCAAGGCGGCGGUUGAAAUCGCUUAUCCUAGCUCCGUUCAUGAUGUUCAUAGAUUGCUGUCACAGCUAACUGUUAGCAACAAUGAUAUUGAAAAGAAGAAGAUUUUGAAAAUACUGCAACAGUUGACGAAGGAGAGACAGAGAUAUGAAGAAAAAUUGGUUGAACUUGAAAAGAGUUGGGCCCAGAACAAAGAGGCUGUUGAUCUUGAUCUCCUCAACAUUCAGGUUAUGGCAUUCAACCUUUUGAGCAAAGACCUUGAUUUGCCAUUAGAAAUACAGACCAAACUACUGGGUGAAACAGAUGUGGAGUCCCUGAAGGUUCAAGCUGAUAAUACCGAUAUACCUGUCGACUUUAACGAGAAAGCUAAGUUUUUCGGAUUAGACCCCCAUAAGACGGUUCCUGAUUCUGAGAUUCAUUCCGCAGGCAGCACUUUAGGAGAAUCCCUUGUCAAACAUAAGGUCGAGUCAAGAAUACAUGAGCUGGAAAAUCUUCCCGCUAACAUUGGUCUAUAUGAUGCGUCGUCUAUCGAGAACGAUCUGGAGAAAUCUGCCUCCGAUAUUUUGGACAAUGUAGAUGAAAUCAAGAUUCGGGCAUUGAACGAGUUGAAAGCCUUGAAGCUUCUACCCGAACAAAAACAACUGCGUCGCAAAUUAGUCCAAGAUUGUCUAACAAGUGUGGUGCAUGAGAAAAACAAGUAUGGCUCUGACAGUUUCCGGGCAUUCAAGCGUUCUUUUUCAAUAAGGGACAAGCAAAAAAUUGAGCAAACCUCGAGACUUGCCGAGAAAUUGCAGGAGCAACAACGCCGCGAGAAGGAAGAACUGGAACAUGAUUACCAAACCCACAAGGUCAACAAACUCGCUGCCAUUUUCGACGAAGUUAGAGACGAACUUGAAGAGAAGCGGAAUGCAAGACAUCUUCUGGCUAAGGCUUUGCAGCAUUUCCAUUCGCAAGUGGAAAAGGAUGAAAGCAAGAAACUCGAGAGAAUUGCCAAGCAAAGAUUGGCUGCUUUGCGGUCGAACGACGAGGAGGCUUAUAUGCAGCUUCUGACCAAAACGAAGGAUACAAGAUUACACCACCUUAUUCAGCAGACGAAUAAUUUCCUUGACUCGCUUGCCAGUGCUGUUAAGGUUCAGCAAGACGAGGCCCAGGACACGGAGGAAGAUGCUGAUGCACGUCGUGAAAAGAUAGAUUAUUAUGAGGUGGCCCACAGAAUAAAGGAGAAGAUUGAAAAGCAGCCCUCAUUACUUGUGGGUGGUACAUUGAAGGAGUACCAGCUAAAGGGACUCGAGUGGAUGGUCUCACUUUACAACAACAACCUCAAUGGAAUUCUUGCAGACGAAAUGGGUUUGGGUAAAACUAUUCAGUCCAUAUCCCUGAUCACCUAUCUGAUAGAAUCUAAGAAAGAGCGAGGAAAAUUCCUGGUGAUCGUUCCGCUUUCCACCAUCACAAAUUGGACGCUCGAGUUUGAAAGAUGGGCUCCGAGCGUCAAAACCAUUGUUUAUAAAGGAACGCAGCACCAGCGUAAACAGCUUCAGUACGAGGUUCGAAGCGGAAACUUUUCUGUUUUGCUGACUACCUACGAAUAUGUGAUCAGGGAUCGACCGCUGUUGUGCAAAUUCAAAUGGGCUCACAUGAUCAUCGACGAAGGUCAUCGUAUGAAAAACACAAGCUCCAAGCUUUCGCUAACGUUGACUCAGUACUACCACACGAGAAACAGACUGAUAUUGACCGGCACACCUUUGCAAAAUAACUUGCCUGAGCUCUGGGCACUUUUGAACUUUGUGCUUCCAAAAGUUUUCAACUCUGUCAAGUCGUUCGAUGAGUGGUUUAACACUCCAUUUGCUAAUACGGGCCACCAGGACAAGCUGGAACUAUCCGAAGAGGAGAGUCUGCUUAUUAUCAGAAGAUUGCACAAGGUUUUGCGUCCAUUCCUUCUUAGAAGACUCAAGAAAGAUGUUGAAAAAGACCUUCCAGAUAAGGUCGAGAGAGUUGUCAAGUGCAAGCUUUCGGGUCUUCAAUCUUGUUUGUAUAAGCAAAUGUUGAACCACAACGCUCUUUUUGUUGGGGUGGGUACACAGGGAGCUACGAAGACCGGGUUGAGGGGACUGAACAACAAAAUCAUGCAACUUCGAAAAGUCUGCAACCACCCAUACGUUUUUGAGGAGGUUGAGGAUAUUGUGAAUCCAUCUAGACUCACCACAGAUUUGAUUUGGAGAAGUUCCGGAAAGUUCGAAUUGCUUGACAGAGUUUUGCCCAAGUUCAAGGCUUCUGGUCACAAAGUCCUUAUCUUCUUUCAGAUGACGCAAGUCAUGGAUAUAAUGGAGGACUAUUUAAGGUUCAGAGACAUGAAGUACAUGCGGUUGGAUGGUUCCACGAAGGCAGACGACCGUCAAGAUAUGCUUAAAGACUUUAAUGCCCCAGACUCCGAAUAUUUCUGUUUCCUUUUGUCUACCAGAGCUGGAGGUUUGGGAUUAAACUUGCAGACUGCAGAUACGGUUAUUAUUUUCGAUACAGACUGGAAUCCUCAUCAGGAUUUACAAGCCCAAGACAGAGCACAUCGUAUAGGCCAGAAAAACGAGGUGCGUAUUUUGAGAUUAAUCACAGAGGAUUCUGUUGAAGAGGUGAUCUUGGAAAGAGCGCACCAGAAACUAGACAUAGAUGGCAAAGUUAUUCAAGCUGGUAAGUUUGAUAAUAAAUCGAGUGCUGAAGAGCAGGAAGCGUUUUUGAAGAGACUUUUAGAGGCGGAGAAGAUGAAAGCCGAGGAGGCCGAAAACGACGAUCUAGACGACGAAGAGCUCAAUGAGAUUCUUGCAAGAAACGAAGACGAGAAAAAAUUGUUUUCUGAAAUCGAUCAGGCAAGGAUUCAGGAGGACCAAAAAUUAGAUGGUCCUAGAUUGAUGUCAUACGAGGAGCUUCCUCCCGUGUUCAAAGAAGACAUCACCCUACAUCUCGAGAAGGAUAAGCCUGAUGCUGGGAUUAAAAGAGAACGCAAGCAGGUUGUAUAUGACGAUGGUCUUACAGAGGAGCAAUGGCUGGACGCAAUGGAUGCCGAGGACGAUACUGUGGAGGCUGCCGCCCUUCGUAAACGAGAGACCAUGCGUCAGCGUCGUGCGAAGCGUUCUGCUGGUGCCGCAACUCCGAUGAGUGAGGAAAGCUACGUGGAGGAAGAAGAAGAAGAUGAUGAUGAUGCCGGCGAAGAACCAUUUGUGGAAUUGUGCCAGGGACUCUUGCAAAAACUGGUGAACGCUACAGAUGAAAAUGGACGCUCAAGGUCAGAGCUUUUCAUGACCGUUCCUUCCAGAAAAUUGUACCCUGACUACUAUCAGAUCGUGAAAAAAGCAGUCGCAAUCAAGGAUCUUCAAAAGGGGCUAAAGAAAGGUUCAAUUGUGGACUAUCAACAAUUCAAGGAAGAGCUUCAACAGAUGUUUGAUAAUGCCAAACUUUACAACGAAGAUGGGUCACUGGUGUACAAUGAUGCCAUUGAGCUAGAAAAAAUAGCCAAGGAUGAAUUAAGCAAGAUAGACGCGGAGCUGGGCGAGGAAUAG
Ogataea polymorpha is the source of this 3567-nucleotide messenger RNA. RefSeq lists its product as uncharacterized. Gene Ontology annotation, biological process: positive regulation of transcription by RNA polymerase II. Gene Ontology annotation, cellular component: nucleus. The record is from RefSeq and is a predicted model, not a curated record. Gene Ontology annotation, molecular function: histone binding; DNA binding; ATP binding. Bases 1 to 3567 code for a protein of 1188 amino acids. The transcript is spliced from 3 exons. Lineage: Eukaryota; Fungi; Ascomycota; Pichiomycetes; Pichiales; Pichiaceae.